Messenger RNA from Papilio xuthus (Asian swallowtail), 1614 nucleotides. Its product is annotated as serine protease inhibitor 2.1. Lineage: Eukaryota; Metazoa; Arthropoda; Insecta; Lepidoptera; Papilionidae. The record is from RefSeq and is a predicted model, not a curated record. Gene Ontology annotation, molecular function: serine-type endopeptidase inhibitor activity. The transcript has a single exon. Bases 112 to 1302 code for a protein of 396 amino acids.
AGAACAUACAAUCGUGCCACCAAACAGGUGUCAUCUACAAGGAAGGUGUACACACGGUGAAUAAAAUUCGUACUCAGUCAGCCUCCGGCCACGUCCGCGAACGGCCGCAUAAUGUAUCGAUUUGUGACGUUUCUAUUUUUUGCUUCUACGUGUUAUUGCAAGACGGAGUUCAGUGGACGCGCCAGGAACUUCAGCAUUGAAUUACUUCACUACACAGCACAGGAAACAGGCGGCCAUGUCGUCAUAUCCCCCUUUGGUGUUUGGACUCUGAUGACGGGCGUCGCUCUCGGCGCAACGGGCCAAAGCUACGAACAACUGACAAAUGCGUUCGUCCUACCGAAAAACCCGCUUACAUUGAUAACCGGAUUCAAAAAGCUAUCGAACACCGUCCUCAAUCCUACCACACCAGCUGUUAGUCUUACGAGCAAGAAUUUCGUCUUCCUAGACCAUGGAUUUAUGAUCUACGAUGAUUUCAAGAAGACUUUGCUCAACGAUUUCGGUGCGACAAUACAAACUUUGAACUUCAAGGAUUCUAACAAAGCUGCGGAGGCGGCUAACUCCAUAAUACAAAAGUCAGGCGCGACCGUAUCAAAUGUUUUGCGUUCAGAUGACUUUAUGGAUUCAAGGAUGAUACUUACGAAUGCAAUAUCAUUCAAAGGUCUCUGGGCGUUGCCGUUUAAUAAAUCCGAAACAACUGAAGAGCCAUUCUUCGAUGAGAAUAAUAAACAAAUAGGCAAAGUCAACAUGAUGUAUCAAAAAGCACCGGUAGCAUUCUCUAACAUCAGAGCUAUGAACGCUCUAGCAUUAGACAUGCCUUACGGUAACGACGGAAAAUAUUCUAUGCUCCUCAUUUUGCCGUAUCCUAAAGUUAAAGUUACAGAUGUAUACAAGAAAUUCGAAAGUGUUAGUAUCACUGAUAUUUAUAAGCAGUUACAGACUGACGUAGAUGAGUUCGGUUUGGAAGAAAUAGAUGUUAGAAUACCAAGAUUCCGCAUUAGUACGAAUGUGGUACUUAACAAGCCAUUAGGAUACAUGGGUGUUAAAGAUAUAUUCCAGCCUCAUUUAGCUACCUUCGGUCGUGUUACAAAAGAGGAGAUUUUUGUGUCCGCGAUUGUACAUAAAGCCGAUAUAGAAGUGACAGAGUCUGGUACAGUCGCGUCCGCAGCGACAUCUGCCUACAUCGCAGAUAGGAUAGCAACACCAAACUUCCAAGCGAAUCGACCGUUCAUAUAUUUCGUCAUGGAAAAAUCCACUGCAACUGUGAUAUUUGGUGGCAUUUAUUCUAAACCUACUAUUUUUUAGUUAAGUGUUAAUUAUUCUAUAUUAAUAUUUGUAUCUUUGUGAGGUUGUGAUUGUGCAAAUGUCAUGUCAGACUGAGACAAUAAAAAUUUCGUCCAAAAUAAUUUUAAUUAAAUUCAUUCUUUAAAUAAUAUAACAAGCAAUAAAUUGCUUAAGUGUAAUGACAUGAAAUAUGUAAUUAUAUUAAAAAAAUAAUACUUUAUAGUCAAGUUUUUAUAUCACCUUAUCCGUAUCAAUAAGACUGUCUUAAAAGAAAGAAUGUAUCCGAAAAAAAAAUUACGUCAAUUAGAAGCAAAAUAAAAUUGAAUUUCGAAC